AUGCCCUCCUCCUACCCGCAGCGUGCCCUGACGGUUCUCCUGCUCUUCGGCACGCUGUCCGCUGCCAUGGCCCUGCUGGCUUCCAGCCUCAUCUUCCAGCUGCCGGCGGAGGACGGGACCCGUCCCGGUCCCGGUCCCGGUCCCGGUCGAGGGGCGCUACCGGAGGCGGCGGCCGCCGCGCUGCUGCCGGUAUCGGCCGUGCUGGCCGCGCUCUGCCUGGUGCUCAACGUGAGCUGCCUCCUGCUCUGCCUCCUCCACGGCUACUUCAGCACCGAGCUGUGCCGGGGGCAGGCCGGGACCGACCGGGCAGACUGGUUCCUUCUGGACAGCCGGACAGUUCGCCACGCCGCCAUCGGUUUGUUCUGCUGUGGGGUCUCGGUCUACCUAACAGCUCUUGCCAUCUACAUGCUGCUGCUCUUCGAACUCGAGGCCGGGAUUGCCAGCGCCUGCAUCCUCUCCUCCGGCAUCAUCGUCCUGCUGGUCACGGUGACGCACGCCCUGGUGCGCGCUUCCCAGCUCUCCCGCCGCAGCCACCCCGAGGUCUCUCCCACCCUGUAUGAGAACGACUCUGCCCAGCACAGCGACCCUCCCACCGGUGACCUCAACAACAAAAACGUCGCCGCGUCCCGGCCCCGGCCCGAAAUCCACCGGGAGUUUUCCUUCCCCCCUUUCCUGGAGCGCAAAUCCCAGCUGGGAUCCCCGGGCAGCAGCAACCUCACCUCGUCGGGGAGCCCCGGGGCUCGCUCUGAGCAGGAGAGCUACAACCUGCCCCGCACGCACAGGACGCUGUCGGCGGAGUCAGCCCUGCUGCAGGCACAGGGCAAGCCCUGGAACGGCGUCACCCGCGAGAUGAGGAACGUGCUGGCCCGCAAACCUGGGGCUUCGGGCAAGGACUCGACGCUGGUGUGAGUGGAAGAGGGGCUUCUUCGCCCCGUCUCAUCACGCGGAGGCUGCAGGAUUUGCAUCUCUGUUUAGAGCUUAACGUAGGUCCCGUCUCGACCCCCGUGGCAAGGAGCCUCCUCAGACCCGGGGGUGGCUGAUUUUCCACCCUCUGCCCUCCUGCAGACAGCUCCCAGUCCCUCGAAGAUGCGUGAGGAGCGAGGGGACCUAGUCCACAAGCAGACCUGCCCUCCUUCCCCAGCAGAUCCCAGCUUUUUUUGGCUGCCUCUACCUCUCUCCCUUCCCCCUCCUAUUUUCCUCCUCCCAUUUUCCUCCUCCCUCCUCCAUCCCCAGAAGACGGCACUACACCAAGAGCUCACGCCGCCAACCCGAGGGCUUCCCUGCAGCCAGGUUUAAGAAACCAGGCGAGGCGAUGGAGGAGCAACAAGUGAGAUGGAGCCAGAGGAGUCUGAAGGUUGCAGAGAAAGGGUUUGAGGUGGCAGAGACCUCCUGCUCGGGCACCAGCACCUCGACCCUCGACCCUGCACAGGCCCAGAGCAGCAGCACGCUGGCUUCUUCCCCAAAUCUUCAUCAGCCAGCAGUCAGCAGAGUAUUUCAGGGAGUGAAAGGAAGCCACUGAUCCAAACAGAUCCUCUCACCUUCCGUGUUACUGUCCUGAAAGGCACCUGGCGCCCUGAGCACCAUGCAGAGCAUUUCUUUGGAAUCUGAGCCUGGCACUGCUUUGAUCCCCGCAUCUCUGGGAAAUUCUUCAGCAGAACACAACUGCUGGUUCCAAGGGAGAUUAACAGUGCUCGACAAGGGAUGAAGAAAGUCCAAUUUUGUUUGAAGAGCAGGACAGUUUCUUUUUCACUCAAAAGGCUCCAACUCUGCGUGUCUUUGUUUUGCUCCGUGCCCUGUGAAACAAGCAGAGCCAGCAGGCUCCAAGACCCCCCAGCCUGAGCGAGCAAGAGGGGAAGGUUUGAGACAGAACUUAUUUGUUUUGCCUUUUUAUUAUUGUUCUCACUAAGACCAAAUUCAGCACUUCCUGGCACACACACGAGAAACUCUCCCUGCAGAAUGCCUCCCGAACAAAGCUGAAGUGUGCCUACAUUAAGUCUUUCCACAGCCACCUACGAAAUACUGAAAGCAAGACCUAGUUUUUGCUGAGAUACUUCUGUGGCCAAGAGGUAGAGAGAAAAACGCCUCGUAGCAGUCUGCCAUCAGAAAGAACUGGAAAGGACAAAUGCAGAACCACCCCGUUUCCCUUUUUUGCAGAACAGUGUGGGAAGAGGCUGCCCCACAAAGGCAGUCCUGACCCCAGGAAUUUUUUUGCCUGCUCAGGUGCAGCACCUCGUUACUGGGAACAGCGAGGCAGGCCGACCUGUGGGCAGCUUCACAGACUGAGCGGAAGGGUUCUUAUUCCUCCACGUGGUCGGUGAGCACGGAGCUGGGCUGGAGAAGAAGGCAGAGGACAGCCAGUCUUGUCCGAAAUCAGGAACUAGCUGGAGGAUUCUUGGCUUGUGGGCCAGCGGUGCUGUAAAAAGAAAGAGACAGUCAUGUCCAGCAGGCAGGCAGGACGUCAGCAGCCAUGGGAAUGUGAAGAACCAGGGGAGCCCUAAAAUAAAGCCUCACUGCUCGGAGAGGGAGAGCUGCUAAGACAAGCACACCUUUCAGCGUGCUGUGCAGGCUACGGAGCAGCACACAGCAGCCCCCAUGGGUGUCAAGACAGCAAUCGUCACAGCCACACCACCGCAAAAACACAAACAAACAAGAAACAACUCUAAAAAUGCUCUGUUAGGGCUGCACGGUGUGACCCCGCUGCACGGGCAACUGGGAAAACACAGACCCUGUACCAGAAAUGUCUAAAGUGAAGUCGUUUUUCAGAGACAGAGGUGCUUUGUCUGCUGGGGUGGUUUUAUCCAGGACGGGCAUUUAGAACUGUCCGUGGUGGGCAGGGGCAUUUGGGAGUCUUCUCACUCCUAAGCAGUCAGACGCCAACACCAACACAGUUCUCAGGAGAGACAAAUACACUGGGCUCAGACAAUCUGCUGGAAGAUGUUUUCGUAGCUGUAGUUCAGCUGCAGGCACACAAAAAUGCAUAAUCUUUCUGCCACAUCUGUCAGCACCACUAAUCUCUGAGGGACUCUCCUCAGAAAAAGCCACAUGGAUGACAGGGUACCAAAGGCAGCCUCUCACCUACUCCAUCUCAGUAGCACCACUCCAAAUGCCUUUAACACAACAAAUAUUUAAUGUAUUACGGAACCAAACAUCCCUUUUUAAAUAAGGAAAUAAAUUAUUUUCCAGUUA
This is a messenger RNA of Anas platyrhynchos (mallard), 3186 nucleotides long. It is a transcript of the gene TMEM221, whose product is annotated as transmembrane protein 221. The record is from RefSeq and is a predicted model, not a curated record. Lineage: Eukaryota; Metazoa; Chordata; Aves; Anseriformes; Anatidae.